GAGCCUUUUGCGACAUCCCUGCUGUCAGGUGGGAGAGCAGAGGACAUCCCUCUUCCCGCCUUCCUCCGGCACCACCAGCUGCGUUUCGGCUCCUCAGCGCGCGGGCCGGGCUGGGAGCGGCUCCUGCUGAGGAGGCCUCUUGCCCACACUGAAGUCACUAACCUCUACAUGAGAACAAGGCAAACUGUGAGAAUUGCUACCUUCAACUGGAACCAAGUUGGAGAAUGCAGCUGCCAGGUGUCUCUGAUGCUGCGGGAGAGUUCAGCUUCCAGAGCAGAAAUGCUCAGAGAUGGGAGGGAAUCAGCCAGCUCUGGAGAGCGAAGAGAUGGUGGAGAACAUGGUAAACUAACAUUUGGUAGAACAAGUGGCUUCAAAAAGAACAGCAGUGAAAACAGAACAGCUGAGGAAGAGCAGGAAGACGUCCGAGGUGUGCUGAAGAGGCGAGUGGAAACUCGGGAACACACAGAGGAGAGCCUGAGGCAGCAGGAAGCUGAGCAACUUGAUUUCCGUGACAUUUUAGGCAAGAAAGUCAGCACCAAAAGUUUUUCUGAGGAGGAACUGAAAGAAAUUCCAGCCGAGCAAAUGGACUUCCGAGCCAACCUGCAGCGGCAGGUCAAACCCAAGACCUUGUCAGAGGAGGAAAGGAAAGUUCAUGCUCCUCAGCAGGUGGACUUCCGCUCUGUGCUGGCCAAGAAGGGCACCCCAAAAACCCCAUUGCCAGAGAAGGUGCCACCUCCUAAACCAGCCAUUACAGAUUUCAGAUCUGUGCUGGGCUCAAAGAAAAAGCCACCUGCAGAGAAUGGCAGCGCUAGCACCCCAGCACCAAAUGCCCGCACCAAUUCUGAUGCCCAGAACGCGACCCCCAAUUCUCAAGCCCCUAUUGCCAAACCAGCAGUGAAAAAAGAGGAGAAGAAUGACAGAAACUGUGAACAUGGGUGCGCAGUGGUGGAUGGUGGAAUAAUUGGGAAAAAAGCCGAAAACAAAGCAACAGCAAGCAAACCACCAGCAAGCAAAGGGACAGCACCUUCCUUUACAGAGAAGCUUCAGGAUGCUCAAAUAGUAGAUGGUGAAAAAUUGGUCUUACAAUGUCGGAUUUCCUCUGAUCCCCCUGCAGCUGUCACCUGGACACUAGACAGCAAAACCAUCAAAUCAUCAAAGUCCAUUGUCAUCUCCCAAGAAG
Messenger RNA from Phaethon lepturus (White-tailed tropicbird), 1180 nucleotides. Its product is annotated as myosin light chain kinase, smooth muscle-like. Gene Ontology annotation, cellular component: lamellipodium; cytoplasm; cleavage furrow. The record is from RefSeq and is a predicted model, not a curated record. The annotation marks the transcript as partial. Gene Ontology annotation, biological process: tonic smooth muscle contraction. Lineage: Eukaryota; Metazoa; Chordata; Aves; Phaethontiformes; Phaethontidae. Gene Ontology annotation, molecular function: myosin light chain kinase activity. The transcript is spliced from 3 exons.